Molecule: messenger RNA, 6071 nt
Organism: Podarcis lilfordi (Lilford's wall lizard)
Lineage: Eukaryota; Metazoa; Chordata; Lepidosauria; Squamata; Lacertidae
Source: the annotation of a GenBank genome assembly
CGCCUAUUAGGGUAAGGUUACCAGAUUUUUUUCAAUGAAUCCGGGGACACUUUUCAAUUUCAAUAGGAAUGAUAGGAUUUUGUCAGGGGACGUCUGGUAACCUUCUUUUAGGGGCCUCUUGAAAACGGAUCAAAAAUAAUAUUGAUUUGACCUUGAGAGCAAAUUGCAACCAAUCUUCCUUAGUUCAAUGUUAUCCCACUAGAGCUCACGCACGAGGCUCUCUCCUCCCCACCCUGAAAUUUUAACUGCCUAGGGGCCUCCACAGGGUUGAAUCCAGCACUGAGGGACGUCCUUCCAUACCCUCCAAUAUUUCUCCGGUGAAAAUAGGGGCGUCCUAUGGGAAAUUGGGACAUUCCAAGGAACUGGGACAGCUUCUGUAAAUCCGAGGCUGUCCCUGGAAAAUAGGGACACAUGGAAGGUCUGCUUGCAAAUGUGCUUCAUCCUCUGUCUUGCUCUCCUCCACACAUUUGGCCAACUUCCCCCUGCCUUAUACCCAGACGCUUUGCCGCUUCUCCCCACCACUCAGUUAACUCCUUCCUGUCCUCCUUGGCCCCACAAGGCUGAGCCCACCAAGCUCCUCUUUGUGUUUGACCCCCCUGCUCUUCCGAUCGAGCUUUCUGCAAGUCGCUGGUCACUCCCAGACCAUAGUUAUUUAAAGAGUAUAUGGGAUGGCAGGUAUGUCUUGGUCAUUAAACAGGUCCAGGAUAGGGAACCUGUGUCUCUCAAGAUGUUGUUAGACUACAGCUUAUGGUUGCCAUACAGUCGUACGUGGGAAGCUGAACGGAAUCUGUUCCGGAAGUCCGUUCGACUUCCAAAACAUUCGGAAACCAAUCGUGCACACGAUCGGAAGCCGCGGAAGCUACGUUGGACGUUCAGCUUCCCCAAAACGGUUGCAAACUGGAACACUCACUUCCGGGUUUGUGGCGUUUGGGAGCCAAAACAUUCAAGUCGCAAGGCAUUUGACUUCCGAGGUACGACUGUAUUUCAAAAAGUAAAAACCAGGACACCUGAGCUUUUUUUUAGGAAAGCCCCAAAGUUGUUGAGGUGUUUUGUUUUGUUCUACAAAAACGCAAAAACAACAACCCUGCGAUUUUUUGAUUGACUUGUCAAAGAUUCAGGAUAAGGUGCCGCCUUUAGGAAAUCCCCCCUGGAUGUCAAUGCCACCAUUGAAAUCCCACUAAUGUCGGGAAAAUUCGGACAUAUGGCAGCCCUACUGCAUCUUAGCCGUGUGACUGAUGGGAGCGGGAGUCUGACAACAUCCAGGGCCUCCGAGGUUUCUUAAACACCCCUUUAAGAAACCCUGGAGAGCUUCUGCCUGUCAGUAUAGACAGCACUGGGCUAGACCAACCAAUUGUCUGGCUCCAUGUAAAUCAGCUUCCUGUGUUCCUCAAGGGAAGGGGCGUAGCUCCUGCUUUGCAUGCAGAAUGACCUCACAUUCAAUCUCCAGGAAGGGGUAAUAGAGGGGUUCCCUGCCUGAAAUCCUGGAGAGCCACUGCCAGUCGUAGAAUCGCAGAAUCAUAGAGUUGGAAGAUACCCCCAAGCGUAAUCUCGUCCAAUCCCCUGCAAUGCAGGAAUCUCAGCUAAAGCAUCCAUGACAGACGGCCGUCCAACCUCUCCUUAAAAACCCCAAAUGAAGGAGAGUCCACAACCUCCUUUCUUGUAACUUGAAGACAUUGGUUUGAGUCCUAUUCUCCAGAGCAGGAGAAAACGAAGCUUGCUCCAUCUUCCACGUAACAGUUCUUAAGAUAUUUGAAGAUGGCUAUCAUAUCUCCUCUCAGUCGCCUCUUUUCCACGCUGAACAUACCAAGCUCCUUCAACCAUUCCUCAUCAGGCUUGACUGCCAAACCCUUGAAAAUACAGUGGUACCUUGGGUUACAGAUGCUUCAGGUUACAGAUGCUUCAGGUUACAGACUCCACUAACCCAGAAAUAGUACCUCGGGUUAAGAACUUUGCUUCAGGAUGAGAACAGAAAUCAUGGCACGGUGACAGUGGAAGGCCCCAUUAGCUAAAGUGGUACUUCAGGUUAAGAACAGUUUCAGGUUAAGAACAGACCUCCAGAACGAAUUAAGUACUUAACCCGAGGUACCACUGUACUGAGUUGGAUGGACCAAUUGGAUACCACUGUACUGAGUUGGAUGGGCCAAUGGGGAAAGACUAUAGCGAAGGGGGUAGAGCAAUUAUUUCACAUGAGAUGGUCCUAAUGUUCAGUUCCUGGCAUCUCCAGGUAGGGCUGGGAAUGUCCCUUGCCUGAGACCUAAGGAGCUGCUGCCAGUCAGUGCAGACAAUAUUAAGCUUCUUAGUAUAAGGUAGCUUCCUAUGCCCUGCUUUUUGUGUGUGUGUGUGUGUGUGGGACACCUUUUUGUGGGACACCUGCCUAGCGCACAGUCCUCCUCCGACUGUCUAAAAGAGAAAUAACUGUGAAAUGAGGGAAGAGGUUUUCCCCAAAUUGCUGCUUUGAUGCUGAGCUGGAGAUGUUCCCGGUAGGAACCGCUUUGCAUAUUUGACAUUGUUUGGCCUGCGGUUAUGAAAUCUGGGAAGGUUGCCACCCGUCACUCAGAACCGAGGGGAAUUCUGGUGACGUUGGCUGGGCAAAACUGCACGAAUCAAACAAUAGCACAUGGGAGCUGUGGGUGGCCAGCGAGGGAGGUAGCAUCCAGCUAUAGUAGCCUGGAAGAGGAGGAGCAGAGAGUAAAGAAAACCAGGGGAGAGUAAGCAGAGGGCAUUUGCAAUUCGCUCUCAGGACUGGUGGUGUUUGGGGAGGGGGAAACCCAGAGGGAUGAUUACGACCAUCAGGUGAGGCCACCAAGGGCCCAUCUAUUUCACAUCUAUAUUUCUCAUUUAUAUAUUUAUUUCGAUCAAUUACAAGUAGAGAAGGUAGGAAGCAAAACAGAGCACGUAAAACCCAAUAGGAUACAUUAAGCACACUAUUAAAUGUAGAAUUAAAAACAACAUAAAAUAUUAAGACCAUAAGGUGAGGCUACCAAUGGUCCAUCUAUUUCACAUCUAUAUUUUUCAUUUAUCUAUUUAUUUCGAUCAAUAACUAGUAUGGAAGGUAGGAAGCAAAACAGAGCACGUAAAACACAAUAGGAUACAUUAAGAACACUAUUAAAUCUAGAAUUAAAAACAACGUAAAAUGUUUUUUUUUAAAAAAAAAACAGUGAGAAAUAUAAAAUAAUUAUAUCAAAGCAGUAAGAAAACAAUGUUUUAAAAAUAACCCUGUUCUCGCAGUGGAGGCAGAGGAUAGCCACUGUGACUAGCAGCCAUUGAGAACAGUUGUCCUCACAUGAAUUUGUCCAGUCCUCUUUCAAAGGUAUAAUAAUAAUAAUAAUAAUAAUGAUGAUGAUGACAUCCAAGUUGGUGACCAUCACUGCAGCAGUGAGUUCCACAGUUUAACACUGCGCUCCCUGAAGUAGUCCUUUCUUUUAUCUGUGUUCAUGAAAAUAAUGCGCAAAGAUGCAUUAUGGCAGAGGGAAUUCCUUGCAAAAUAAGUGAAUAACUAAAAGUAAAGGUAAAGGGACCCCUGACCAUUAGGUCCAGUCAUGACCAACUCUGGGGUUGUGGCGCUCAUCUUGCUUUAUUGGCCGAGGGAGCCGGCGUACAGCUUCCGGGUCAUGUGGCCAGCAUGACUAAGCGAACCAGAGCAGCGCACGGAAACGCCGUUUACUUUCCCGCCGGAGCGGUACCUAUUUAUCUACUUGCACUUUGAUGUGCUUUCGAACUGCUAGGUUGGCAGGAGCAGGGACCGAGACACGGGAGCUCACCCCGUCACGGGGAUUCAAACCGCUGACCUUCUGAUCAGCAAGUCCUAGGCUCUGUGGUUUAACCCACAGCGCCAUCCGUGUCCCUUAAGUGAAUAACUACAUGUGUGCAUUAGGCAAAGUUGGCUCUGUCGCACAUUUAGCCCUGGGUAGCGUUUGGCAUUUGAAAUGCAGCAGAACUCAAGCCAGAGCGGCAUAUAAGCACCAGAGCCUCCUGCUUCUCUUUCUCUACUUCCUGUAUGUUUGGUUCUGGGGCACAUUGUUUCCCUACUGGACAGCAAACCCUGACACAUCCUUUCCUCCUCCUCCUCUUCCGCACAGGAGUUGUUCCUUUGCUGCUAGCCAUGCACUGCCGACUGGUGCCCGGAAAACCCCUCCUGAGGAACAGGCGGAACCUCAUGUGCGACAACAUCGGCCCUUGCGGAGAAACAGUCUUCAAUCAAAUUAAGUGCCAAGUGACACGUCUCAAUUUGUCAGCCCCGGGUCUCUUCGAUGCCUAUGUAAGUUUUGGGUAUAGAGGGGAGGCUGGGAACUUCAGGCACAGGAAUGUGGCCCUCCAGGGCAGUCUAGCUGGCCCUCAGGACUCUCCCCAGGCCACACCUGAUUUGCACCCUCCUUGAGUGUUUUUGCCUGGCCGGGAUAUGUCCCUGAAUUCUGAUGAUGCUCCUUACUCUCCUGGAUAGAGGAUGGAGAGAGAGUGUAUGUGUAGAAACUUGUCUGUUGUACAAAUUUGCAUUCAUAGAAUCAUAGAAUCAUAGAGUUGGAAGAGACCACAAGGGCCAUCGAGUCCAACCCCCUGCCAAGCAGGAAACACCAUCAGAGCAUUCCUGACAUAUGGUUGUCAAGCCUCUGCUUAAAGACCUCCAAAGAAGGAGACUCCACCACACUCCUUGGCAGCAAAUUCCACUGUCAAACAGCUCUUACUGUCAGGAAGUUCUUCCUAAUGUUUAGGUGGAAUCUUCUUUCUUGUAGUUUGGAUCCAUUGCUCUGUGUCCGCUUCUCUGGAGCAGCAGAAAACAACCUUUCUCCCUCCUCUAUGUGACAUCCUUUUAUAUAUUUGAACAUGGCUAUCAUAUCACCCCUUAACCUCCUCUUCUCCAGGCUAAGCAUGCCCAGCUCCCUUAGCCGUUCCUCAUAAGGCAUCGUUGCUCCACCAACAUUUGCUUCUGGUCCUGUCCUCCAAUGGCACAGGCCUUCCAGAAGGUUAUUUGUAAGGGAAUGUGGUCCUUCAACAAAAAAUGUGCAUCUCUUAAAGUUUGCAUCCAAAUGAAUAUCUUAGUAAAAACAAGAUACAAAAAUGCAUUAUGUCAGGGGAAAUUGAUUUUUUAAAAUGCAUACACAAGGGGCAAUUGCAUGCAAAAAUAUACGUGCUAGGAGAAAGUCAUCCUAAAUCGCUGAUGAAUUUUUACGAGGACCUUAAAAAGUAAAAUAAAAUCAACAGAUAUGGAAAUGUGUCAAAUUGAACCUAAGAUGGGAAGGAGAAAAUGAAAUCAGCAGAUUAAUCCACUCCCAGAAACGUGCUUCUUAAUUUGGUUUCAGGUGGGAUUUAACAAAGGCGCUUUACACACAUUGGUUCCUGCUCUCAAAUCUUGAUUGUUACUGCCAAUGGCCUGCAUUAAAGAAACAUUAUGAAAGAUAAAAGCACAUUAUCCAGAUCAUAGAAUCAUAGAAUUGUAGAGUCGGAAGGGACCACGAGGGUCAUCUAGUUCAACCCCCUGUGAUGCAGAAACAUAGGACUUGAACCCACAACCCGAGAUUAAAUGUCUCAUGCUCUCCUGACUAUUUUUGGCCAGAUGUGUAUAACAAGGGUAUAUUUUUUUUUAAAGCAGCAUAAAGUAAAGUAAAAUGGGUAUCAAUGCCAGCUCUUAAUUUGGUUCCUCCUUCUAUCCUGAGCAGCUGGAGAGCCAAGGCUCCCCCUUCAACAGAGCGGAGGUGAAAUCGCUUUGCGUCUCCAAAGACACUUUCCCCUCCUUCGACAACCGGACCAGGAAAGAGAUGCUGAUCUCGCUGUACAAGAUCUUCACCUUUUUCAACGCCUCCCUGGGCAACAUCACCAGAGACCAGGAAAACAACGACAGGAAGGACCUGCUGGAACGGCUCAGCAACACCACCGCCAAGACGCGAGGCCUCCUAGCCAACCUCACCUGCCUGUUGUGCUCCGAGUACAAAGUCACUGACGUGAAGGUUACCUACGGCUCGGAGGAAACGGGCGCGUUUGAGAAGAAGAAGCAGGGCUGCUGGGCCCUCAGGAUGUAUGCAGAGACCAUCCCGCUCAUCGCUCAGGCCUUGGGGAAAUGCCACAGGCAGAGAUGA